Molecule: messenger RNA, 630 nt
Organism: Ambispora leptoticha
Lineage: Eukaryota; Fungi; Glomeromycota; Glomeromycetes; Archaeosporales; Ambisporaceae
Source: the annotation of a GenBank genome assembly
AUGUCUUUUGAGUGUUCACUACAUGGUCGUAUUUCCGAUACCCUAAAACCAAAGUUAUUUGAACGACUUAUGGGAAUAUGUGGUAACGAGCCUAUCGAUAUCUUUGAGUUGGAAUUAGGUUUCGUUCCAACCUUUCAGACUCCCGUGGGACCGGCUCGUAAUGAGGAUGUUUUACUCAGACUUAAGUCUCCACUCGAAGAAAAAGACUUGAGUAGACGUCAAUGGCAAUUAUGCCACUUUGGACAUCCUGAAACAACGCAGAAAAAAGUUAGUGUUCGCCCUGUUUUAUAUUCACGUAUAACGCAAGGAAACGCGUUUGAUUUUAUGCGAGCACUAGGAUACAGUUUUGCAUUUGAGUUUGUGAAAAAGGGAAACGUAUUUGUUUAUGAAGAUGUUGUUAAAAUAUCUAUUACUCGAAUAUAUGAGUUAGAAAAAUUACACGAUCCCACAUCCCUCAAACCAUUUGAUCCUCAAAAUUUCUGGGUUGUAGAAGCUUCGACUUUCUCAGAUAAAUCGGCUAUCACACUGAAAGCCGGUGAAUUAGAAAAGUUAGCCUCUAAUCUGACCGGUAUUUUAGAUUUGCAUCACGUUGAACAUUUGUUUCUUCAAAAUAAGAUUAAUUAUGGUUGA